Messenger RNA from Thermochaetoides thermophila DSM 1495, 1539 nucleotides. Its product is annotated as putative mitochondrial carrier family protein. The transcript has a single exon. Lineage: Eukaryota; Fungi; Ascomycota; Sordariomycetes; Sordariales; Chaetomiaceae. The record is from RefSeq and is a predicted model, not a curated record. Gene Ontology annotation, biological process: mitochondrial transmembrane transport. Bases 1 to 1539 code for a protein of 512 amino acids.
AUGGCCUCAUUUCCCUCCACGGGUGCGCACUCGUCCCCCGCCGAUGGUCAGAACCAUGACCGAUUAAUCGCCGAGAUGCACAACCACCACGACCAUCAUCAUCACCAUCCCCACAAUAACCUCCACGAUAGCCACAACCCGCUAGCCUCUGCGAUGGCUGAUUCGGGCGAGAUCACGGCGGUGCAAAAGAUGCUCUCGGCCACGUCGGGCAGCCUGCUGACCGCGCUGCUGGCCACGCCGUUGGACGUCGUACGCGUGCGCCUGCAAGCACAGCGCAUCUCGAAGCCGACCGCUACCCGCGCUCCCAUUGACUGGACGCGCCUCGCAAUCCCUUACCCAGCCAACUUCCGCCCUGCCGACCUCGGCGUUACUGCUUGCUGCCGCGAGGUGUUUUUCAGCGCUAACACCGCUGAGGUAUGCAUCCUGGGCCCGCACGUGUCUGUUGCUGGUGCUCCUUCGUCUUUUACGCCUACAACUUCCUCAUCUACGGCAGCUGCCAUCUCUUGCGCCGUCGAAGAGACCCAGCAGCGUACUUUCAACUCGACCAUUGAUGGCCUGCGCAAGAUCGCCCGCCACGAGGGCAUCACGACCCUCUGGCGUGGCCUCUCACCGACCCUGAUCAUGGCGAUUCCCGCGAACAUCAUCUAUUUCACCGGCUACGACUGGCUGCGCUACAAUCCUUCGUCGCCCUUCCGUCGCAUUCCCCUUGUCACCGAUGAGUACGUGCCACUCGUGGCUGGCUCCGUCGCCCGCGUGCUCGCCGCUACCGCUGUUUCUCCCAUCGAGUUGUUCCGUACUCGCUUGCAGGCUGCACACGGCCAGUCACAUCCUCUGAGGGAGACGUUCCGCGGUGUCAAGCAGAUGGUUGAGGCACAUGGUUAUCGCGCGCUCUGGAGGGGCUUGACACUCACCCUGUGGCGGGACGUUCCGUUCUCGGGGAUUUACUGGUACGGAUAUGAGACGAUCCGCGGCCGGUUGAGGGAGUGGAGGGAAGAAAGAAAGGCAGCAGCUGUUGGCUUCCCGCACCAUCAUCACCAGCACCAUCUUCGCCACGUAGAAUUCGCCGGUACCAACGACAUGGAACGCGGCCGGACAAUGGAUAGGAUCUCCGCGACACUCCGCACGCGCUCCCAGUCUCGCGAGAACCACCGCGAGACCUUCACCGACAGCUUCAUCGCCGGCGCCAUGUCGGGCGGUUUCGCUAGCGUUGUCACCAUGCCCUUCGACGUGGGCAAGACCCGUACACAAGUCUUUCGCGACGCCAAGUCAUCCUCCGCUGGCGCUGCUGCGGCUGCAAACGCUAAAGCAGCUGUCGCCCCCGAGGAGACAAACAUGGUGCGUCUGCUGUGGCAUAUUUUCCGUGCUGAGGGCAUCUCUGGCCUCUUCCGUGGCUGGAUUCCGCGCACCCUGCGUGUGGCGCCGUCUUGUGCAGUCAUGAUAAGUAGUUAUGAGGUGGGGAAGAGGGUGUUUAAGGGAGUGAAUGAGCGGCACGCGAGGGAGCGAGGGCAGGUGCAGAGAGAGAUGGAGAGGGAGCCUUAA